CUGGCUCCCACUGUCUUACUCAGAAAAUACAGUGAUUCCCUGAGGUUGGCCGUUACCAUGGACGGGGUUUGUGUCCAGGAUGUCAGCUCUGCGUGUGGUGAGAGUUUCGGUCCGAAGUCGUACCUAUGUCUAGGAAACUUGCUCACGCAAUUCCAAGUGCGGGGCGAGCCCUUCGGCCUGCCUCAGGCAGUGUCCUGGCGGGAAUCCGAGAACGGACGCCAUUUUCCCCGCCAGGUCCCAUCGCGGACUACAUUUCCCAGAAACUACCGCGAACUCGAGGCAUCCCCUCCUUUUGCCUGCGGGACCCUCGUCGUCCGGAGAAGGGAAAGUGUGCGGGGAGCGGCCUAGGUCCUUGUUAGACUCCGCAGCUCAGCUCCUCCAGAGGUACCCAGUGGAGAAAAGAGCAAUGGCUGUGGACCAAGCCAAACAUAAGAAGUCGAUGGUGUUCAGUGACGUGUCUCUGGACUUCUCUCAGGAGGAGUGGGAGUGCCUGGGCCCUGCUCAGAGGGACUUGUAUAGGGAUGUGAUGUUGGAGAACUACAGAAACCUGCUGUCAGUGGGACUUCACAUUCCCAAGCCUCAGGUGAUCUCUUUAUUGGAGCAAGGCAAAGAGCCCUGGAUGAUUGGCAAAGAGCUCACGAGAGGCCUGUGCUCAGCUCUGGAGUCAAUGUGUGAAAGCAAGUUAUUAUCUCUAAAGAAGGAGGUUUAUGAAAUAGAAUCAUGCCAGAGGGAGUUAAUGGGACUUAAAAAGCAUGGCCUUGAGUACUCCAGUUUUAGAGAUGUUCUGGAAUGUGGAAACCAAUUGGGAUAUCAAAAUGGUCAUUUAAGUCAAGAAAUACUCAGUCGUGAAUACAUGCCCACAUUUGUUCAACAGACUUUCUUAACCCUACGUCAAAUUAUUAAUAAUGAUGAGAAACCCUAUGAAUGUAAAAAAUGUAGAAAGGUCUUUACUCAGAACUCACAAUUUAUUCAACAUCAAAGAAUUCAUAUUGGUGAAAAGUCUUACGAAUGUAAGGAGUGUGGGAAAUUCUUUAGUUGUGGUUCACAUGUUACUCGACAUCUGAAAAUUCAUACUGGUGAAAAGCCCUUUGAAUGUAAAGACUGUGGGAAAGCCUUCAGUUGUAGCUCAUACCUUUCUCAGCAUCAGAGAAUCCACACUGGUAAGAAGCCUUAUGAAUGUAAGGAAUGUGGGAAAGCCUUUAGCUAUUGUUCAAACCUUAUUGACCAUCAGCGAAUUCACACUGGAGAAAAACCUUAUGCAUGCAAAGUAUGUGGGAAAGCUUUCACAAAGAGCUCACAACUUUUUCAACACGUGCGAGUUCACACAGGUGAGAAACCUUACGAAUGUAAGGAAUGUGGCAAAGCCUUUACUCAGAGCUCAAAGCUUGUUCAGCAUCAGAGAACCCACACUGGGGAGAAGCCCUAUGAGUGCAAGGAGUGUGGGAAAGCCUUUAGUAGUGGCUCAGCACUUACAAAUCAUCAGAGAAUCCACACUGGGGAGAAACCGUACGAGUGCAAGGAGUGUGGGAAAGCCUUCACGCAGAGCUCACAGCUUCGGCAACAUCAAAGGAUUCAUGCUGGUGAGAAACCUUUUGAAUGUCUUGAAUGUGGGAAGGCCUUUACUCAGAACUCACAACUUUUUCAACAUCAGAGAGUCCACUCAGAUGAAAAGCCAUAUGAGUGUAAUAAAUGUGGAAAGGCCUUUAAUAAGUGCUCAAACCUUACUCGACACCUGAGAAUUCACAGUGAUGACAAGCCCUAUAGCUGUAAAGAAUGUGGGAAGACAUUUAGUAAUGAUUCAGACCUUGUUCGCCAUCAGGAGAUUCAUACUAAUGAAUAAUAAAAAUUUAUCUUGAGAGUUACUUUCUUUAACAUGGUUUGGCUAGGUAUUUAUAUUUUCAAUCCAAAUGCAUUUAACUGUAGAUUAUGAAUUCCAAGCCUACAUUUAUUCUCUCAUACCAAUGCUAGUUACUUCAUAGUUCUUAUAUUUUUAGGGCUUUUUUGUUUUUCUAAACUGUUUUCUGAUGCUUUAUGUGACUGCUUUAAUUGUGUAACCUGUAAUGAUUUGAAGUUCCUUGUAGAAUUCCUUUGUUAUAUUUGAGGCAGUGUCAGUCAUUUCGCUAUGUUUCAUGGCUUAUUUUUAUUUUUUUGUAUUCAUGAGCUUAUUUUAUUUUUUUAUUGUAAAAAAAAUUAGAAAACUAGAAAAUUGAAAUGAACUGCUAUAUUGAUUGUAGAUGACGACUAUCAAAUUGAUAGAACUAACUUGGCUGGAUUUUGCUUUCUAAAAACAAGAGUCCUGGUAUUUAUGUUCUUCCUUCAUCUGCUUUUAUCAUGCUAAAAACAGUAUAAUAAUUGCUUUCCCAGCAAUACAAAGUUUAAUGACUUACUUAAUAUCUUUUAAAUGACUAUUGUUCAUGUUAUGAUGGUGGCUUCUAAAGUUUUGCAUUUUUAAAAAACUAUCUCCAUUAUUAUGACCCCAAACUUACGUUUGGAUGUUUGAUGUUUUGUGUCUUUUAAAUUAAAAAGCAUUUCUUUUAAUGCUGAUUUUAUUAAUCUUUUCUCCUUGUAUGCUAUUUUGUUCCUUUUUAUUAACCCUAAUCCUAAUGUCAUGUCAGAAAGGUAAUUACAAUUAGCAAAGUGUUAUUUCUCCAGUUUUUUUUGUCUUAUAUAUGUUAUCAGUAGCUAUUUCUUAUUUUAUAUAUGUUAUCUGUAGUAGUUUCUUAUUUUUACAUAUGCAGUCAUGUGUAUGCAUUGGUUUGAUGUGAGAACUCAAUGAAUUCAUAACUAUAAAGAACUUAGAUCUAUUCCUAGCAUACAGUAUACAUUUAAUAAAAGGUUUCUGUAUUGUCAUU
Molecule: messenger RNA, 2852 nt
Organism: Phodopus roborovskii (desert hamster)
Lineage: Eukaryota; Metazoa; Chordata; Mammalia; Rodentia; Cricetidae
Product: zinc finger protein 383
Exons: 5
Coding region: 407-1840 (477 amino acids)
Biological process (GO): regulation of DNA-templated transcription
Molecular function (GO): DNA-binding transcription factor activity, RNA polymerase II-specific; RNA polymerase II cis-regulatory region sequence-specific DNA binding
Source: RefSeq, a predicted model, not a curated record